AUGGCUAAAGGUGUCCUAAACUCUGAUGGCUGUUUCUUCGUUGGCACGAUGCUAGCAACAUGGCUUUAUGGAUGCUCUCUGGCGCAAACCAUGUACUACAUGAAAACAUACAGUAAGGAUAGAAUCUAUUUAAAGAUCUUGGAAAUGACUUGGGUAUGGUUGAUCAUCGGUCAUGCAAAUCCCGUUGUGGUUCUCGUUUUACCCAGUUUCUUCAUUAGCAACAUUUGGAGACGCUCCCUUGUCUAUAACAUCAGCAGCAAAGGACUGGUCUCAGGCGGUAACCUCAACUUUGAUUUCAUCACCAACAGAAAUAACUGCCUUGAAAGCAUUGUGCAAUUGUUGUCCUUUAUCAACCUAGGCAAGAACAACUCAAUGCCCCUGAUAGCGGACACGAUCCAUGUGAUGGCCCCCUUACCGGUCUUGAAUGUCCGCCAUCACAUCGUGGACAGCGUUGCGGAUGCCUUCACUCCCAUGUCCGAUCCAGUCUCCAUCUCGUCGCUCUAG
Molecule: messenger RNA, 504 nt
Organism: Postia placenta MAD-698-R-SB12
Lineage: Eukaryota; Fungi; Basidiomycota; Agaricomycetes; Polyporales; Adustoporiaceae
Exons: 10
Coding region: 1-504 (167 amino acids)
Source: RefSeq, a predicted model, not a curated record